Messenger RNA from Pipra filicauda (Wire-tailed manakin), 15788 nucleotides. RefSeq names its product histone H2B 5-like. The transcript is spliced from 2 exons. The record is from RefSeq and is a predicted model, not a curated record. Gene Ontology annotation, cellular component: nucleosome. NCBI's taxonomy places the organism in Eukaryota, Metazoa, Chordata, Aves, Passeriformes, Pipridae. Bases 10871 to 11251 code for a protein of 126 amino acids. Gene Ontology annotation, molecular function: protein heterodimerization activity; DNA binding; structural constituent of chromatin.
GCAACCUAGUACAAGGCUAUCAUUUGUCUUCUCCCAGCCUCAUCCUUUGUUCUCCUUGGGUUUAGCCUGUCACUUCCUAGGGUUUGGCUCUGUCCCUUGUUGGGACAGCAGCACUUCUCACCCGUGACUCUCAGAAGUGCUGUACCAGCAGAGAGCAUACUACUGACUGGCUGGAAUGAAAACAGCUCUAUCCCACGGACUCCACCUCUGCUUUCUGGCAGCUUACCUGACUCAUAAAGAGAGCGGGGGGUUUUAUAUGCCACCUACAUCAACGCAACAUUUUCCUUUGUGGUGAGAGUUAAUCACCACCCUUGUCAUAUUAUUUCACCCUAUUGAAGUGGGGAUUCUUUACCUUUCAAACCAGCCUUAUAACUUAGGGUGAGGUUUUUUUCUGAAUUUGCACCAUUGCAGAUGGUGUGUGUUGAAGAGGAAACUGUGGGGUUUUAGCCAUGGUGGUCGGAGAUUUAAGGGGGAAAAGUUUUGCUUAUAUUUGUCAGAAAAACUAGACAUGCUUUGGGCACAUAAAAUCUCUCUUUAUAACCUGUUUGUAUAACCUGUGUCUCUUGUGGGCAGAGAGAUCAUAUGUAGUAGACUGAUAUUUGUCAAGCAGAAAAAAUUACGUGAAAGAAGACUGGAAGGUAGGAAUGAGAACAAAACACAGAAAUGGCAAUACAAUGUGUGUAGAAGGCAGUGGAGGAAGGGAGAGGAGGAACAGAAAGUGCACCUCCUGGAAGGUUAUUGGGAGUUACGAGAGAACAUGAAUUACCCUUCCUCCUGGAAAGUGUGAGAAAGCUUAGACAGAAAAGCAUGUGACUUUUUGCAGAAGGAAUUCUCGAAACGAGGGAGAGGAAGGAACUGCUUCCUCUGCUUCCUCCUGGAGCUCAGCACUUAAGGAAAACACCUACUGUGAAGGAGAGCCAGGGAAAUCAUUUGGUAAGAGUCUCCUCAUUUCUCUGUCACAAAGGCAGGUAGAAUCAAGGAACAGGAAGGAAAGGGGAAAACCAAAAGGACAGAAGUUAACCAUUGGCAGAUGUCAGUGAAGGAAGGGUAGAGAAAGGAAGCUGCUGCCGUGUUGGCAGAAAGUUUCCAGGUCCUCUGUGGGACCUGGAAAUUGACAGAGAAGCAAGGGGUGUGCUACAAGACAGGAGACGGGGAGCAUCCUGUCAGGAAUGAGCUCUCUGACCAUACAUAAUAUAAAUAUAGGUUAUUUCCAUUCUUGAUGUGUUUCAGUCUUAAAAUGCACCACAGAUACAGCACCUCUGCCUUGAAGAUAUGGAAGCUGUAGCUGUCUCAACCUUCCUGUAACCCCCUCCUCCUUCUCACAUGCCAGAAUUAACCCCAUAUUAUCUCCUCUCCUGCACUGUGGGUCCUCAGCCUAGCUCCAGUCAUCCUUCUUAUCGAUUGCACCUGCUUCACGACUGGGGCACAACUCAAGAUGAGGACUUAGCAGUCAUCUGCAAAGAUGUGCUUCUCAAAGCAGUGGCACUAAUGAGCUCUGUGAAGGAAGCAUGCUGGGAGAGGCACCAGCAGGGAGAAAGAAGAGCAAAAAGAGAGCCCAUUAUCUGAGAAAGAAACAGACUUAGGAGACUAUAGGAGACUCUAGGAUUAUUGCAGUGGGUAGACUAAAGGCAUGGAAGCCUCAGGAGGAAAGUGAAUGUGGGAGGAUGGAGCCAUGGAUGGUUAAAAAUAACAGUAUGGUACUCCACUGAUAUUUUAAACCUGCUACCUUUGAAAACCCUUCUGAGUUUUGAAAAGCAAACCUUACAUUUAAUUGUUCUAAUUGGUACUGACCAUCCAGGACCGCUGGCAUUUUGGGCCAAUCAUUUUGUCCAGCAACCCCCAUUUUCUUCACUGCAGGUCUAAUGGUUGCAACCAAGUCUUCAGCAGAUUGCUCUUUGUACCCCGCCUGAUGUAAAUAUCAAUGUAUCCCCAAUUACGUUUUGAUUUCUCUGAAAGGGAGAUGGCGUUUGUGAGUAGCACACUAACUCCAUGUGAUAAUGAUGCUAUCACAAAUUAGAGGUAAAUUAAAGCACCAUUCACAAUCAAUUUGUACAAUGUGGAAUUUGGGCCUGAGUUAAUUCGGACCUGAAAGCCUUUUUUUUUUUAUGUUUCUGAACAACUGCCAGCUUUUCAAGCCUGUGGCUGUUCCAAGUAAUGCAUUAGUCUCUGUACAAAUAACACAUGUGAGAUGGGACCAAGUGGUAGCAAACCUGCUGGGGCUUUGAACCUCCUGGCACUUGUAAUGGGUGUGAGAAAAUGAAGGAAGGAACAAUAAAUAAAAGAAUAAAGAAAAGAGAAGUAGAAAGCGAAGGACGUCUGUGCAUUUUGAUAACAAUUCUUCGGUAGCACAGCAACAUAGAAUGGAAAUACAUUGUCUGGUUAAUGUAGAGCAGUUAUUUGCUAUGCCAGAGCCAUCUCAUAGAAAUCUUUUUUUUUAUUUUUAAAUUAAGUUUUGUCUUUUAACCAUGAAAGGUAUCGGUUUCUUCAUCUUUCUCCCCCCCUCCCUUGCCUUUAUCUUCCCACUUCCGAGUAAGAUUAUAAAUAAUGUUCCCUCUCAUCUCCAGUGUAAAUUUAUUCAUGAACAUUUUAAAAUGGCUUAUUGUCAGUUCUUGUUCCAGAGUUUACUUUUACCUUCAAUAACUCUUGUGUCCUUAGUGCUCACUCCUGUCUAUUUCUGGAGAAAAGGCAGCUUGCCUUUCCAGGGAAGCUUUGCCGUGCUGUCCCAGCCACACUUCAAUCCUCUCCUUGCAUCUGGCAGGCUCUCCAUUUUCCUGCUUCCUACAGAAGAUGACCUCUAACACUCAGAGCACUCUCUGCCUGUGGUAAUGUGAUCUCGUGACAGCAGCAGAAAAAGGUGUCAGCAGUCCUGGAUCAUGUUCCCAAUCCAGUCUUUGGAUGAUGAUAGGUCUGGGGAAGGACAUUUAUCUUUGUUUCUCUGCAGGCUCCAGUAAUAGUCACACAUCUCUGUUUUACAGUAAAAUUGCUUUUACAAUGCCAAAUUAAUUAUUAAUACAUACAUUACAAUAUUUUCAGUAUUCUGUAGCAUUGAAAUCAGAUGCUGUGCCACUUGCUGCCCUUUGGCUUGUGGCAUGGCAUGCAGUCCUUUUGAAUGUACCUGUGUGGUACCCCCACCUCCUGUGUUUACACUCUGUGUUCCUAGGCACCCAGGCUUUAUAGCCAUGACAAAGCAGUUUUCACAUAUUCCUGACUUUUUUGGUAAUUGCGUGAUUUCUGCUAUUUUUUCUUACAUAAUUUUCUGGACUUGCUGAAAUGUGAGUAACUGGAAAAUGAUGAUUGAAGUGAGAGACUCUUUUUGAGGGAAUGUUGGUCAUGAUUGAUUACCGCUGCACACAUCAUGUCCUCAAGUGGCACUUUCUCCCCAUGUAGGGGGAGAUCUGUUGAUAUUGCCCCUGUCUGUUGAGCAGACAUGCAUUAGACCCAUGUAUAUCCCAUGAAGGUUGUUAAAAAGCUUUGCUGGGUUUAUUUCACCCAUGCCAUUGAGAAUACAUGGUAACACCUACAUUGUGAUGUACCUAUCACAUCACUCAAAAGCCUUAAUGCCCUUAGUCUGAUCUUCAGUCCAAUUUGGGCACGUAGCUUUCCACUUCAUCAUGGGUUUAUAUCUGAACAUAUUAUUCCCAGUCAAUAUAGUUUGGCCAGAGUACAGAUUUUGGGGUACUAUCUGAGCUUUUGUUUCUUUUUGCUACAUAAAUGAUCUGUGGCGUUGGAAAAGGUCACAGAAACCUAUUAAAACCUGGAUAUGAGGUGUGUGGGAGGAAGAGGUGCCACAUAUGUCUGCAUUGGUUUCAACACAACUCCUACUUUAACUUGGAAGCAGCUAUCAUCUGGGGCAGCUUCUUCUCCCUCUCCCACCCACUCUCCCCUUACGGCCUGCAGGUGCUGGGCUGUAGCUUCUCUCAUAUUUUUGCCUGAAUGGCUGAAUUAGCACAUUUUUAGUGGAUGCCUUUUUCAGCACUGAUGAAGAUGGUCUAGAAUUUUGAUAAUUCUCCAUUACUUCAUAAAAUGCAUAAAAAUAGUUUGCUUAAAGGCCAUAGCAGUUCUUUAGGCUUAUUAUCAUUAGUAGUUUAGAGACCAUGGUUCCAUUUUAGAAGGAGUUCUUUAGAUAUAGCAGACUAAGUGAUUUUGUGCUCUUCUGCUUUUCCAGAGGAAUUGAAAUGAUGUGGUUAAAGAUCAAGUGAUUUUCAUUUCUUAUAUGGCACAGAGCAAUUUAUUUGAAAUCUGCACUUUUUAUUUUCAAUAGCAUAGGGUGUAAUGGAAUAAGUAAAACACCUUUCUUUUGUUAGUCACCUAUGAUUUUUGUUCUCACACCCAUCUCCAAUUGUCUUUACUUUGCAAACCACCAAGAAGUUACGUAGAGCUUGUGAUGCUUCUGAGUAGUGGAGCUGCUGUGAUGUCUUGCUGCUUCUGCCCAGCAGGAUUGGUCCAGAUCGGUUGUAGCUCAGCUGCCUGUGCAUGGUCAGCAGGCUCUGACCUCUCCCUGCCUUCGAGUGACUUUGCUGAGUUAGUCUAGGGACAGGAGCUAAACCCCACACCCAGACACAGAGUUGUGACAGGUUGAUCCCCUGCGGGUCCAGCUGAGUUGAAGUGGGAUAGGAAUGGAACAGAAGCCUUUUGCUUCAGAAAAGAAUUUGUGGCAGGAGCAGCAAAUCCUGAUGACUCUGAAACUUGAAGAGGAAGCUUGUGCUGAAGUUUAUGUUGUAUAAGGUUCUGACUUAUUGAUAAAACCCUAGGAAGGAAGUGAGCCUGGUUGUGUUCUCUGUUGCACUGUAUUAGUGCUGAAGACUUUCUGAGGAUGUUUGUGAUAAUACAGAAUCACAGAAUAUUCUGAGUAGGAAGGGACCCACAAUGAUCAUCAAAAUCCAGCUCCUACAGGUUUCUCUGAAACCCUGGCACUCUGUGUGAAGGUUGCCUGGAGUGUAAUUGUAGCAGAUGAACUGGGUGAACUCUCAUAAACGUUUAACAGGUAUUGAUCUAGAGAAAAUAUAAUUUUGCAUUUAUUAGAUGCUGUUGGUCAAGCGUGUAGAUCAGAGAUAUCUCAAAUCAGGUAGAUAAUGAGUGCUCUUAUAAAGAGCAGAUAAUAAAGCUUUUUUAAGUACUCAUUAACAGUAACAAAACCUUGAUAAAACAUGAAGUCUGAUUUUUAUAAAGUACUGAGCCUCCUGGAUUCCAAUGGAAAUCAACAUCGGCUGUUGGUGCUAAGCAUCUCUAAACAUUGUAUUUGUGGUUUCAGACCCAGGUUAAAUCCCCACUGACUUCAGACACUCUUUUAAUCAGCCUAAGGACUGAAUAUUUAGCCUUCUGACAGUCAUUCUUCUUGCAACAUUGUCUCUCUGUUGCUCUGCUUCACUCAUGGGUAAGAUUUUAUUUUCCUUAAGAAUUCAGUGUAUCUUCUCUGCAGAGAGCUCAAAUCUAGGGUCCUGCUCCUUACUUUGUACAUAAGCAUCUCUGAUUGAUACCCCCACAGCCCUGAGAAGUACUUACAACUUGGGCAGAAGUAGCACAAGAAAUGACAGCUCUUUCUGGUGUUUAAAAAUGUGUUUUCUAAAAAUAAUAAAUGGGAAUUAUAGAAAAGAAGGGAAAAUAUUAUUGUAGGGAGUACCCUGUACUGAACUCCCAGGCAAUGGGUUAACACAAGCAAGAUAAGGAUCAGUCAAAGAGUUAGGACACCAGUGUAUGGCACUGCUCUUUUCUGCUUGUAUUUGUUCUAAAGAAAUUUAAAGAUUUCUUUGAACAUAGUGUGUCUAUGUCAGGGACUGAAUUUGUAGCAUUUCUUUCUAUGUAAAGGAGUAAGGGACAUCUUCAGUUUUAACCUCUUUUCGUGGUCUUAUACGCAAGCAGGAAUCUCUUCACUAGAACACUGCAUGUGUGUAUUCCAGGUUAAAAGUUAGCCAUUUAAAUGAUAACUUUAUCAUUCAUAUCAUAUACAAUGUAGCAGAGCAUGUGGAAGUGGGGACGGGGCCUUAUUAUUGGUACUGGAUUACCUGGAAGGAGACCUAGGAUCCCAAAACUGUCAUCUGUGCCCCUCCAUCAUUGGAAUUGGGCAUUUCAGAACAGUUUACCUUAUUCUAGGAAAUUCUCCUCUUCUUUCCUUCAAAGCAAAUAUUACCUCAUGAUCACAUGCUAGACAACAUAGCAAGAGAAAAAUUCUUUCCAGUCCAAAAUAUGACUAUCAGUUUUUGCACAUGAGGCAUCAUCCCCAAAUUCUCAUGGCGACUCAUCACGCUUCUGAUCUGCUUCAGUAAGGCAGAGCUUGGUACCAAAUAAUCACGAAAUAUUGCUUAUUUUCUCAACUAUUACUAUAUAAUUAUACCUGUCAGAUGAGCAAAUUCUUGUUUAAUAACUUCCAGGUAGAUGGCUACACAUUAUAUGAGGGAGGGGAUUUGCAGUUUGCAGAAAUAUACUGUUCCAAUAACAGUCAUUUGUAAUUUGUAAACUGUAUUUACCAGAUCUUAUGAGCAUUUCAGAGCAGAUGAAUCUGUUGGAAAGCCUUUUCCUUUUGGUGGAAACAUUUCCUAAUUAAUUGCCCUUCUUUGUGUUUCAGAGAAAUUAAAAAAAAAAAAGCAUCAGCCAAUUUCACUACAUUUCUUGGCAUGUAGGAAUAAAGCCAAGUAUUCUUUCUUUUAUACAAUAGGAGAAACUAAGGAAAGGGAUAAUAACUGAACAGAAUGAACUGGACAUUUCUACUGAAGGGACAGGUACCCACUGGCUCUCAUUUACUCUGGCAAAGAUUAAAAUAGAACAUCAGAAGAUUAGCAAAAACCAGAACAUCAGAUGCCCAAAAGAUGAGAGCUUGAGAUUUUCCUACAAAUGUUUAAUUUUCCACCAAAACAAAAUAACAAAGUGUUCAUUUUAGAAAUGUAUCUUUUAUGGUUGAUUAGGAAAUUACAGUAAGGGAACAGCCUGGUGGGCGUAGGAAUUUACAGUGGAUGCCCCAGAGCUCAUCACAGUAAGGACAGCUUUCAAAAGGACAAAGAAAGAAAGAAAAUCCAAGUGCUUUUUCUACCCCUGCAUGAGGACAGGUCCAGAAGGCUAAUAGUCAGCCAUGCACACCGCUGUCACCAGCUUGGCAUUGGUCCUACAGACUCAGCAGCAAGGCAAAAAAUGAACAAAAAUUCUGCAGGAGCUUCCCUGCCUGUCUCUCUCCAACUAUAUAUCAGGCCUCAGGAAAACAGAGACAGCAUGGGAUUUCUCAGCAGGGCUCCUUUCCAUUUCAGAUCUGAGACUGUGGUGAUUUGUAUCUUUGAAUAUGUUUUUCUGUUCGUUUUCCUUUUAAUGAUACUGAAGAAAGGGGUGUCAACACAAAGGAAGAUGUAUGUGUCGCUCCAUACUGCUCUGGUUUCUGGCAGCAGUCAGGCUGCUGCUUGGAACUGGCUGGAAAAAUUGCUGUCACUGGUUUUGUUGUUGGUUUUCUGAGGAAAGAAAAAAAUGCCAGCACUGAUAACUGAUUGACUCAGAGCAUACAAAGCCAUAAAGUAAAAAUGUGCCCAAAGAUUUUCUUCAAAAACCUGAAACCUUCCAAAUGUCACCAUGAUGCUUCAGAGUGCCUUCUCUUGCAUGGCCAUACCCUGUGUCCCAGGGACCUCAGUGGCUUGGACCUGGAAAUGAGCAUCACCUCCCCUCCUUAGGCAUCCUUAUGGAAGUCUCUGGCUGCAGUAUCCCAUGAGAAACGCCCAUCAAGAGAACACAGCCCAUAAAACGUGUUCUGCCCAUCUGCAGUCUCCAAGUCACAGAAAUUAUGAGGUUGGGGGUGCCUCAGGCAAACAUCUUGUACAGUCCAUGCUCAGAGCAGGGUGAGUGACUGUGAGUUGCUCAGAGCCACAUCCAGUUGGAUUUUGAGUAUCUCCAAAGAUUGAUAUCCUGCAACCUCUCUGAGCAACCUGUGCCAGUGCUUGGUCAACCUCACAGUAGAGAAGUCAAUCAUGAUGGCAGCACUUCCUAACACAAAACCUAACAACUCCAGAUUCUUUCUCUCUCCCUCUCUCUUUCUUUGGUUUUGUUGUUUUUUGGGGGUUUUUUUGAUUUUUUUUUUAAGGGAAAAGAAAGAGAUGCAACUAUUUUCAUAAAAAGAAACCAUUUUUUUUAAAGAUCACUUAGUGUUUUCCUCAACAAACUCUCCACAUGGACACUUUGGGAAUAAUUCCACUACUUCUGUCUUCAUACCAGAGCAGCACCUGCCUCUGGGUUGCGUUACACUGUUGACGGAAGGGUUGGUGACACCGUUGAUCAUUUGUAACAUUAUUUAUUUAUUACCUGGUAAGUGCACUCAGGCUCUUUGUGGUAGACACUGCCCAAAUAAAUCAAAAGGAAUACAAUCUGUUUUCAAAGCAGGUGUUAUUUACCUGUUAAACAGUCAGCUGCAAAGAAAUGGGGAGAGAGAAGCAAGGAAACCGAAGCUUUUGUGCUAAUUUCUGAACUUCAGCAUCACUGUGGCUGCACAUGGGAGAAGAGUAAGAUCCUGGCUGUGCUGCCCAAGGGUGGGUGUUAGCCAGUCAAAUGGACAGAGAUGUCCUGUAGGUGUGACCUUUCCUGGAGUCAUAUGAAAUCACUCUGGUGACUGUUGGGCACUAUAUUCAUUUUUUAAAAGCUGCAGUACAAGUGCACUUAAGAAUUAAUGCAUAUUUUAGAAGGACAUACUUUUUAAAAAGCCUAAGAAGUAGUUGUUUGCAUUUUUCAGUUGUGGUGUUUUUGUCAGGAAAUGAGCAUAAAAGAAAAAGAGGCUUGUGCACAGUUAUCCCUUCUCUUGGAAAAAUGCCUUUCCGUUGAAAAGACAUAUUUUCAAGUCUACAAACAGAGCAGUAGGGGAUUUCUUUUCUCAGUAGGGCUUCCCAAAUAGAGGAAAAAAGGAAGAAAAUUUGUGAUGUCGCCAGAGGAAGAAAAUGUGAUGUUUAAGGGGGCAGGUGUCAGAGUUUUGAAGGCUGUCCAGAACUUUUGGGGCAGUCCAGCGCUAGCCCUUCCAAAUGCCACCACUGAGAAGAAUGCAUGGGGAAUUUAAGAAAGGGGAUGAGGUGGCAUGGUGAAACACUUUGCCCAUGAAAAUCAUGUCUUUGGAGAAGAAACUGCUUUGCUGGAGCAGAAACUCAGCGCUAAGGACACUGAUGCCAGCUUUGGCUUCUAGACAGGAGGGUGUUUUGGAGGGCUGUGGUGAAGGCCUUGCCUCCCUGCUCCCUGGCAUCCCGAGCAAUGCCAAUCUGCCCUUGCAGCUGAGUGUACCCCCACUUCAAGUGCUCAGCAUUGCCCCUUGCCCAAUGCCUGCCAGACCAUGAGGCUGCCAGAGCCCAGCACUGGUGCCUCUUGGCACGGAGCAGCCAGCAGUGCAGGAGGCAUCAUCUCACAUACUGAUUUGGAGCCACGGAAGUUUCUUGCAUGAUUUGGAAGCAGGAGGUGGUAUCCACUGAGAUGUGGGCACAUGAAUCCAGCCUUGGUAUCAAAGAUGUCUGCUCCCACAGGGAGCAACCAGGAACUUUGCAUAGAUUGGUUGCAACAGUGCUGCUGCAUCUAGUUUUAAAUGCAAAUGCAGGCAACAGUGGAGAAACCAGGUGUUUCACUCCUUCCCAAGAAGGAGAGGCAGGGCUGAGCAUGCAGCCGUUGCUUUGGCACAGGCACCAUUUUGGUUCCUCUCUGAUACUCUUGAGCAUGCAGACCAUAUGUUACAUCCCAGCUUUCUCUCUCCUGUUUGCUUCUAUCCAUUUUCCUGUAUGCCAUCAGCUCUGAAACUCUUUUUUCUCUACUAGUCUCUCUUGGCCAGCAGACUAAAAUUCCUAGGUCAUCUUCAAAGGGGACACAGAGCGGUAAAACCCAAGCCCUGGGGUGAUGCUGAAAGCUUACCAGGUUGCAACACGGUUAUUCCCUUGACCCACGUAGUAAAGCACAUGUAAAUUUGUAGUGUAGUGGAGGCACACAGUUUUUUGAUGGUUUACAUACUACCUUUUUGUUACUGCACUUCUGGAUGAAAGCAGUCAGCUGCAGAUCAUGGCUCUGCAGGUUGUGGCCUAAUGAAGAAAAACUCAGAGCGAGGAUCAGGCACGUUUGGUGUAAAUUGUCCAGUGAAGACCUGCUCACUCAAAAGCAGAAAGAACCAAAUAGCAGGAAACAAUUCUUUCUAUCAACAUGUAGCCCCAAAUCACUUUGAUGUUUGACUACUAUCCACAUUUCUGGGUUUUUUUCAGGUGAUUCCUGACACCACCUCUAAGCUUUUCUACUCUCUGAUAUUUUUUGCUAGCUAAUAUGAAUAAUGAGAGAUUUCUAUAGCUCAGCUAGCUAGCUUAAAAGUGUAUUAAUUUUGUGUUCCACUGGAAUACAUGGUGCCAAACAACAGCCACAGAAAUGCAAGUACCCUCAAAAUAAACUUCUACCUACAUGCAAAGAGAAAAGGUUUUAUUAGAGAUUGUAAUAACCACAUAAAAUUAUUUUGACCAGUUUCAUAUAAAGGUGGCUUCACUGAUACCUUGGAACAGUCUUCCAGGAAGAUUUAAUUUAAUCCAUACUGCAGUCAGUGUUUUCUUUGGAACUACAAUAUUUUUCUCAGAAAGAUGUUCACCCUCCAUCUCAUAUUUACUAAGUAGACACCAACUAGACCUGUGUUCAGCAAUAUUGACAAGGCCAAUGUUAUAGGGAUUUAAACAGAGAACAACAGAAAGCCAUACACAAACCAGAGCAGUUCUUGCUGGCAGUUCAAAAAUGCUUGCACAGGAUCAUGGGGUAUUUGUCUCAGAUUCAGAGCUAUUCCUUGUCUCUGACUCAGACUCUCUCAUCUUUCAAUACAAUUAUUCUGUAGAAGAUCAAAAAAGAAUUCCAUUUUUUUUCAUGUUUUCUCCAAGCAGCUCCGACACCCAGCGAAAGAUUUCUCAGGAUGCCAGAGCCAGCAAAGUCAACCUCAGCCCCCAAAAAGGGCUCCAAGAAAGCUGUGACAAAGACCCAGAAGAAGGGCGAUAAGAAGCGGCACAAAAGCAGGAAAGAGAGCUACUCCAUCUAUGUCUACAAAGUGCUGAAGCAGGUUCAUCCUGACACUGGCAUCUCCUCCAAGGCCAUGGGCAUCAUGAACUCCUUCGUCAAUGACAUCUUUGAGCGCAUUGCUGGAGAAGCCUCCCGCCUGGCCCAUUACAACAAGCGCUCUACCAUCACCUCCCGGGAGAUCCAGACAGCCGUGCGCCUGCUGCUCCCAGGAGAGCUGGCCAAGCAUGCUGUCUCUGAAGGCACCAAGGCUGUCACCAAGUACACGAGCUCCAAGUAGCCAGACAUCACCUCUGCAACGGGACCAUCAAACACCAGGCCCUCCAUGCAAGCACGGGUAAGCAGCCAUGGUCUGGAUAAAUGUCACAGCUAUUAUCCACAGCAAUUUGCAGCCUCGGGAUGGGCAUGAAAAGCUGCCCAGUGGAAGAGGAGACAGUGAUCUGGAUGUCAGCUGAUUUUCAUAGUCUGUUCAGGACGUGGAAAGGAUUUGUCAAGGCUCAUGGAGGAGGCUCUUGCUUUCACAUCUCAUUCAAAGAACUGACCAACCAUACUGUAUCCAGUCUCCUCUGUGCUUAGCAAACACGCAUGUUUGGCACUGGCAGGGGAGACUGGCAGUGGCAGACACCAUCCCUGAAGUCUUCCUGUUUGACUGCUUUCUCACAGUCAUCUGAUAUGGGCACUGAGGAGUCAGCACUGGCAUCCUCUCUCUCAUAGCCUGGAUCCCUCCUGAUGUGCAGUGGCUCAGCCCACCCUGUGCUGGCAGAAGCAACAGCUACCAGGCACACAUUGAUUCAACAGCUAUCUGUGCUUGACAGCCUGUUUUAAAGAGCAAACCUGGCAGGCAGGCAGAUGCCCAAGUUGAUACCAAGUGCUAAUCCUCCUCAUUGCUCCCGAUGGAUGAGCCAUGGAGCAGGCUGAGGGUGCUGGCGCUGCCUCCACCUUGUGCCAAGGUGGAGAGAUGGACAAGGCGAGAUGUUGGGACUGGGUCACCACCUUUCCUGGCUGCUGCUUUGCCUGCUUUAGGACUUGCUUUGAUGUGCAAGACUUUGCUAAUUCUGCUGCUUUUUACAGACUUUUUCUGCCUUGACGCUGCCUGGGCACUCCCACUGUAAGUGUGGGUGAGAAGGGGUGGGGCCCAUGAGUGUCCCCUCUCCUGUGAGCUCUAGGCUGGUCAAGGACAAACAUUAGAGAAGCGUUGGGAGGGGACUGAGGAUUUGGGAAGGCAUCUGGUAUGGGAGCAGAGGUGGGUAAUGCAUUUUGGGGGGGAAAGAGGCUGGCUCCCUGCAGAGAUCACUGCAGGCAGCUCACUUGGCUCUGCCUUCCCUGCUUUGUUCAGCAGUUAGAAAGCAAAACCAAAAACUGGGGCUGGGUGGAUGUAUAGGGACACUUUCCUGCAUCCCAGGUAUUUUAAAGAUUACUCCCCACAUCUUCUCAAAAUCCACAGUAAGGUGAGCAAUAAUAGAAUCUUGUUAAAAGCCAUAGAGAUUAGUGGAGGCAUAUCUUGGUUACAGGUUUAUCUUGCCCAGACUGCUGGAUAGCAGAAGAGCAUGUGUAGCACUGGUGUGAAGUUGAAACUUCCUACUCAAAACACAAAAUUAGCCAACAUUAAAAAAAAAAUCAAAGUCUCUGGUAGGCAGUAAUGCUCAGAUAAAAAAUAUGCAUGUCUAAAAUAACAACAGUUUUCUGCAACUUAUUCUGUAAAUAAAAGGAGCAGCAAAGGCACAGGAUCCAGAACUAAGUGCAGAUUCUUCCUAAACUCCAAGACCUUGUUUUUAAUCGAAAAGUAAAUUCAUACUCCAAAAUAGCAGCCUUGCAGUACAUCUCUAACUUUCCCCUGCAUUUAUCUCUAUCAUGUUUCUUUAUGCUUUGAGAGUGAUUGGAACCUUUAAAAAAUUUAGAUUGCUUUUGGAGCUGUAGGACUCUGCCUCUCCAGAAGAUUCAGUUAUUCCUUGGUUUUAUAAUAACAUUGCAGUCAUUUUUCAAUUGGUCUGAGGAGAGGACUGCAUAGACCUGCUCAACCAAGAGCACCUCAGAAACCCAAGAGCAGCCUGGAUGUGUGAUCUCUGUGCAGGAGUGAAGGUCAAGUUGUUUGUGGGCUGCUCCCAGCCCCCUGCAUUGGUUUGAACACCCCACACCUGAAAAGGGACUUUCCUACCGCACUCUGCUCAGUGAUAACACAUGGCUGUGUUUCAUAGCCUAAUGCCAGCAGGAAUGUCUGGUGAUACCUCUCAGAAAGAACAGCACCUGGUUAGCUGGCUGCCAGGACCCACAGGGAGCUGCUCCCAGCAGCAGCACCUGUACUUAGCAGUAUUGGUAACCUGGGCCACUUGGCCAGGACACUUUGGAGGUGACAGCUUACUACUUACUUUUGUUUUCCAAUCAAAGAGUCAAAAUCAGAUGCCAAAGAUUAAAAUGUACCUGCAGUGAGCCUAAAGCCACCAUCCUUGGCCAUCAGAAAUCCAGACGGUGGAUGAUGCAUAAGGGGAAUAUAGGGAGUGAAGGGCUGGUUGACAUUGCUGGAGCUUUCUUCUUCUGUCCCUAUGAGCUGCAGGUCAGAAUUUAUCCCCCUCGGGAGUCAUCUUGAAGGUAGAAAUUCAAAGUGGAAUAAACUUACUCCAGUCCAAGCAAUGUGUGCGAGCCAGGACACACAUCUCCUAGGAUUACUUGGCACAGCCUCUAAACCCUCACUCUUUUGAGCAGAGCAGAGUCCUGCUUCAGUCUCCACAAGCUGCAAGAAAUCAGGAAAAUAAAAUGACAUGUCAGUCCUCCAGGGUCCCUGGCUAAGGGAGCCAGGAAUGAGGCUGGUCUUUUGGGCAAGAGCUGCUCACCCCAUACACGUACUCACAGUACUGGUCCCAUUUGCUUCUGCCACUGUUGCCACUCUCCAUUUUUGGAACUUGUUUCAGAGAGAAGAGAGACAGUGAUUUAAGGCUACAAAAAUACCUGAAGACUUAAAGAGGAUUUUUAUAUUGUCUAAAGCUGAGUGACUGAGACUGAUCACAUCCAUCCAUUUAUAGUUUAGGUUGUCCUUGCACACAUCAUUUGCUCUUUAAGUCUCCCUUUGUAUUUUUUUUUACUCACCCCUGACAAUGUGAAGUACAGGAUUGAGGAACUGAUCCAUGUUAAAAUGAAAAAAAUGGUUUUUUCUCUUCUUGAAAGCUUCGUUUUAACCCAGUUCUGGUGGCUGCUCUGUUCUGUCAGUGUUGUACAGACACUUGUGCCAGUGAAAGGAAGGGAUUACCCAGGAAAGGCAAGGCUGGUAUAAACUAGGACUGACACAGAAAGCAGUUGGGAAGUUAAUGGCCCUAGUGUCAAGGAAAAAUGAAGAAAGGAAAUCUGAGUCUCCUGCAGUGGUUGAGUUAGCAGCAAAGAUGAGGCUUUUAAAUAUGCCACUAUGGGUGUUACCCACGCAGUGUCCCACGAGCAGUUUCUCUUGCAGUCCCAAUGCUGGAAAUCAGGUACAUCCUGUUUCUGCAGGUCCCAGAGGACUCAAGUGUUUCACAAGUGAAAGGGAGCAGGUUGGGAAGGGGACUCUGCUGCCAUGCAGCCACCCAGCUGUAGCAGUUGGAGGCUCCUUGUUCAGGCAAACCUGCAAGGCAGCCUGCCCUUCCCACAGCUGCCUGCUGCUGUACGGGAGCACACUCACAGCAGUUUAACAGGAAUUAUUUUGAAUGUGAUGAGCUUGGACUGAGCCUUAAUAUUAGAGGAAACAGAAGGUGGUCUAAAAGUUCAAGGAUCAAUUGUCUACUAAGUAAUCUGAGGUGUGACAUACUUCACAGUUCCCUGAUAAGGAGAUUGGCUGCAGAAGAGGGGUUCUACACUCCAGGAUUCAUGCUUUUAAAAUAAUACAUAUUUCCAGAUCUGGAAUUGAUAAAAUCGUUUAAAACUGGAGAUAAUAUACCAAGCCCCACUGUCCCUAUCUGAUUCCUACUGCAGUCCCAGGAGUAUCUCUAGGCCACUCCUGUGUUUUGUGAGUUAAAAAAGUAAAUCAACUACAGACUGAAAGUUGGAAAGGAAGAUGCAAAAUGUAAUACAGCCUUGCUAUUAACCUCAUAUUAACCCCAAGGACAUCACAGCACUGAGUUAUUUAUUUUUGUGUACGAAAGAAAUAAAACAAGCUGCUAUAGAUCUACAUCUGAUUUUCCACCCUGCUUCACUAGAAGGGCUUAAAGUCCACCUGCCCUUCACAGCACAGCUCAACCUACAGAGGAAUUGAGUGGCCACCUGCAUGGAGGUUUGCUCCUGCUCAGGACAGAGAGGUUUUUAUUCAAGCAUGGUGAAAACAAGCAUAAAAACAAGUGUGGAGGAAAGUGCUUGUCCUGGACACCACUGUGUGUCCUAGGGAGGGACACUACAGAGCCCUGCCCAGCAGAGCUAUGUGGCUGUGCACCCUUCUGCUCUGGUGACAGGCAUCCAUGCAGAUAGCUCCAUGUCCUGACCACCCCUAGAGCAGAGCUUGGCAUGGCCUCUGAGCAGCCCUGAGCAUUUGUCCCAUCAUAGCAUUUCCUGACGGUUUACAUCCAGAUCAAAUUGUUUACAGGGAAAGGAAGAAUGUGUACUGAAUCAUAGAAAUUAUUUGCUGACAGAGUUUUGAGAGCUCCCUGGGACCAGUACCUGGGGAGCAAUCUUUCAUGCUUACUUCAUGCAUCGUGUCUUGUGGGCUUAUGUACAGUUUUUCUGACAGUAAGUGUUACAUCAAGUAUGAUCCAUGUUAUAUUGCUGCUGGUUUAUGACCUAUCUUAGUGCUAAUUACCUGUUUUCUGUUAAAUGUAUUAAUAAAAUAUAAAUGCCAACCUGUUGGAAAUCAAUGAGACCCA